This is a messenger RNA of Cuculus canorus (common cuckoo), 4057 nucleotides long. RefSeq names its product family with sequence similarity 180 member A (gene FAM180A). The coding region runs from base 1052 to 1537 and encodes 161 amino acids. NCBI's taxonomy places the organism in Eukaryota, Metazoa, Chordata, Aves, Cuculiformes, Cuculidae. The transcript is spliced from 5 exons. The record is from RefSeq and is a predicted model, not a curated record.
CUUGAGGCCAUUCCCCCUUGCCCUGCCCCCUGACACUUGGGAGAAGAGGCCAGAACUCACCUCUCUACAACCUCCUUUCAGGUAGUUGUAGAGAGCAAUAAGGUCUCCCCUCAGCCUCCUCUUCUCAAGGCUAAACAACCCCAUUACUUACAUUUAAAGCAACUCACAUUUUCACCUGGAGAGGAGUCUCUAUAUUAACAGCGCCAGGUAUUUUCCUAUAUGGGGUGGAUCUUGUGGGUUUUUUUUUACGAAGUUUCAUCACUGCCAGGAUUUCAAGUAGAAUAUGUGAAAAUGAGUAAACUUUGUUAUGUUUGGAGAUUUCAUUUGAGUAAGUUUCCCAAAAGUUGAAUCUGAUUUUAAUCUUCAUCUGAAUUUACUGAGAACAGUGUUGCUUGGUAAGCUUUGGUUUCCAGGUAUUUCUGUCUUGGCUAGAAAUAGUGUAGGGUUUUUUUAUAUAUUUCAAUAUUUCUUAUUUCAGCCAAUGCUAGAAAUAAGCAGUGCAGGAGCAAAGAGGUAUGGGGAAAAAGUUAUUUAAAAAUUAACCAGCUUCAUUUUGUUGUUUCCUUGUUUUGUUUUUUGGAAUACUGGAUAAAGCUCCUUUUGAGUGUAGCCGUCUUAUCAGUUACAAUAACAAAUGUCUGUGAAUGACUUGAAAGCCAGUUUCAAAACAUUUUAGGUAACCUGGCUGUCCCUUUCCAUGAGUCAGUCACACCUGGGAGCUUCAGGAUACAUCACAAAAGACUGAAAUAGAGUGAGGUGAACUUUCUAAGACAGCCUCAGUCUUAGGAAAUGCCUUCCCCUGGACAGUGUUUGGAAUGACACCAUUUAUUCCUUUAGUGAAUGUUUCAAGCAAGUGGAGCUCUCUUCUCAUCAAAGACACAGACUCUCUGGCAGCAUCCCAGCUCUGCAGCAGCUCUUCCUGGUCACACACUGGUUCCUCACUUUUCAUGGCUCUGUGGGUGAUGAGAGAGAAGUGCGUGGGACUGCAAGUCUUCAAAGCCUAUGGUUUGUGGUCCAAGAGCUAAAAACAGUCACAAACUUCACCAUCUGGAUGAAAAAUUACAGCUCAUCUUGCAACUGUUUCUUCUGCAACACUAUGCUUUUCCCAGCUGCUCAGCGAUUCAGGAGGUCCUCGGCUGCAUUCCUUAACCCAGUGCUACAAAACUCACUGGAAGAUGUGGUCCUGCUUUAUGAGUUUCUUUUAGCUGAGCUUGACAUUGACAAAGGUCAGAGGAUCGCCAUCAAAGAUGAGGAGCUCUCUUCACUGAGGAAGGCUGCUGAGUUUGACAUCAUCUGCAAUGAGAUUAUCCCCAAGAGCAUCACAGAGAUCCGCAGGCUGAGUAGCAGGCUGUCUUCCUAUCCACGGGUCCUCAAGAAAGAAGACUUUGAAAGGACAGUGCUGACUAUGGUCUACACAGCUUACAGGGCUGCUCAGUCCCAGGGGCACCAGAAAGACGUUUGGGCUGAAUCCUUUGUCAAUCUUUACAAAGCCUUGAAGCAUGACUUGAUGUUCCCAUACAAUAAAGGGCCAUCAUAGUGGGAGACUUGAUGUACAGCAUCUCAGCCACCUCUUCUAGUUCAUAAUGGACACAUGUAGCACGUCCACCACUUUAUAGAGUUUAAAAGCCUGCUUCAUGAACGAUUAUUUGUUUUCUAGCUCCCUCUUGUGGAAUCCAUUUUAUAGUUCCAUGUUAAAUGGAAAAAUGUUCUCUUCAUUCCUCGGAAUUUGUCUUUUGUGUUGGGUUGGAGGCACAUUCUUUGACAAGCAAAGAAGGGAGUCUAGUGUACAACCGAGAUAGAUAUAUCCCUCUUUUGUCUGUGGGUUUCUUAUAAACAAUACAUAAGUAUACUAUGCUUACGCUUACAUACAUACAUGUAUGUGCUCAAGACUUUUACUUUCCUAGCUGGAGAAACAAGCACAUAUUUCAGCUGGCCAGUAAAGGAACCUUAUAAAGAAAUGCAAAGGUCUGCUGUAAAAGGAAGAGGGUUCAUAACUGCCAGCCUUCAGAAAUUACGUCAAAUACUUUAAUUCCAAAUAUUCUUUUAAAUAAGCACUGUUUGAUUUAUUUCAUUUGGCUAAGCCAGUUUUUAAUCAUAAUAACAUUUGCAGAAGACAAAGGGCAUUGUGAACACCAGCAGCAAAAAAUGCCUGUGAACACAUUUCCUGCUUUCCAGACCCAACUUUCCAAACAGUUUGCAAUAAUUAUUUCGCUAUUUGCACAUGACUCUGCCUCUGCUUCUGCUCCUUGCUUUUUUAAGGGAACAUUGUGUUGUCCUUAGCAGUGUCAAAGGCAAGACAAAAGCCUUGUUUAAUGUAAUGAUGACACAUUUUUCCUAGUUCUAUUACUUGAACGUAGGUCAUAUAAACCCGUGCUUCAGAAUCUCCCUAAGGCAAAGGAGGAAGAUGCAUGAAAACAUACCUGGUGCUGAAUUCAGCAGUGUGGCUUGUUUUGAAUGGUAAAUUAUAUAUGCAUUUUUGUAUGUGUGUGUGUGUGUAUGUUUAUGCACGUAUAUGUACAUAAGUGCUGAGUACAUGGAAUAAUCCUAAAUUUCUCAGUUGGGGGACAAUUACAUCCAGCCACUUAGCAGGAAAGUUCAUUCACCAAUGUAGCGGUGGGAAUUAUAACUUUGGGAGCAGUACUUGCUUAUGGCAAAAAAUCUUCUAGAAAUAGUGAGACUCAUUAUUAUGAACUGCAAAAAAGAGUAACGUACAAAAAAUGGACAGAAAAUGGAGAUAUAUCUUGUCAGACAGAUGACUAAUAAUGAUAAAUCCAAACUCUACUAAAGGAAAUCCUCUAAUUUUUGUGAACAAGUUAUAGGAACUCUAUUUCUCUGUUGCUAUUAGAGGUGCUUCUACUUCCAGAACAUGGGACAACAGCUGAACAUUCAUAUAAUUCUUUUAUACCAGCUCUCUCUAUCUCUCUAUUUGCAUGGUAUCUUAAGGAGAUGGGCCCAAAUCACAAAUCCCCAAGGCUGUAAAAGAGAACUGGGGACUUCAAACCCACUUCUGAAUCACGUUUAACUGCUUCUGUACCACUUGGGAGAAAGGAAUAAGCUCUUCUGUGUCCCUUAACAGGGAUCCUUCAAGUACUGGAGCUGAAAAUAUCCAGCACUACUUUGCUACAAUAAACAGGAAAUAGUGCAAGCAGUGAGAGCUUGCUGGGUUUGACAAUCACCCGUGGGAAUAUGGACCCACAGCAGCCUUAGGGGCAGGCUGGCAAUGGAAUAAGCAGCUAGGUAAAGAGUUUAUAAAAGACAGGCAGUCCUGGCUUUCCCAGAAGUUUCUGUAGAUGUAUGCAAAAGUGUGCAUGUUUAGCUCUGUCUAUGUGUAGGUGUACUUUUAUGCCUGAAGAUCUUGUUGUCUAUCUUGAAAGCCUGCAUAGCAUAUGGCAUAUGGCGAAGGAAACUGAAAACCUCAACCAUAAAGCUAUGGGCCACAAAUAUCUCCAUCCUCUCUACUUUCACACACAGCUCAGCACCCGCAAAGCAGCCUUACGCCACAGUCCAUAUGACCUUUAAGCCUUAAGCGUAAACACAAAUGAUCUGUUUGUGUUUUCUUCCCACACCAAAUUUUAUAAAUGCAUGGAGGGGAAAUGACAAGGAGCACAGUUCUGCCUUUCCAGCCCUGUUUCUCCUUGGGUCCCUGAAGCACCACUUGCUGGAAGAGCCUGGCACCAGGUCAACUCAUAAAUCCCUUGUAGCUAGUGACUCCAAGUUUGGAAAAAUAACAAGAAAGAGCACGACAGCAAAUAUUAACUACUAGCAGCCAUCAUCCAGAGAAAUACCUCCCAGCGAUUAUCCUCACUCCACAACUGGACUGCCUAGCAGUUGACCCAUCAGUAAUCAUCUCAUGGAAAAGAAUUAUAGAUAGUUUUGAAUAUUCAGUCAUUCCCUAUGACAUUCCUACCUUCCUGUACCUUACAAAUUGGCAGUUAAAACCUUUACCUCCCCAACAGAAAAUAAACUCUUUCUGAGUUUUUUUCCUUCCUCCAAUUAUUUGUUUAGUGUAGGAAAAGUGAUUUAUUCUUUCAGAAUGUACUUGGAUUGUCCAGGUUAA